CCUUUCCACUGGUUCCACCGAAGCUGCCCGUCUCGCUGCUAGAUGCCUGUCAGGCAGGCAGAGAGGAAGCAGCCCGUGUUGCGCAGCACAUCUGAGGAUGAUUCAUGAGUAAGAGACAGAGCUCGGUGCAGAUCAGGCAGCUGUUCGGACCAGCACUCAGAUCCAGGAUCAGCCCAGCCUCCUCAGAGCUGGAGACCCUCUCCCCACCUCGCCUCUCGCCCCGUGACCCCCUCGGUGACAUGUACCCUGAAGAGAGCCGGGGUUCUGGAGGGGUGGCUGCUGUGGACUUUUUGGAAGGGACGUACGACUAUGCCGCCCCCAACCCUGCCACGACUCCCCUUUACAGCCAGUCCAGCACCGGCUACUACUCUGCUCCCCUGGAAACAAACGGACCCCCCUCAGAAGGCAGUCUGCAGUCCCUGGGCAGUGGGCCGACGAGCCCUCUGGUGUUUGUGCCCUCCAGCCCCAGACUCAGUCCCUUUAUGCAUCCACCCAGCCACCACUAUCUGGAAACCACUUCCACGCCCGUUUACAGAUCCAGCCACCAGGGAGCCUCCAGGGAGGACCAGUGCGGCUCCCGGGAGGACACGUGCAGCCUGGGGGAGUUAGGCGCCGGAGCCGGGGCUGGGGGGUUUGAGAUGGCCAAAGACACGCGUUUCUGCGCCGUGUGCAGCGACUACGCCUCUGGGUACCACUAUGGGGUGUGGUCUUGUGAGGGCUGCAAGGCCUUCUUCAAGAGGAGCAUCCAGGGUCACAAUGACUAUAUGUGCCCAGCGACCAAUCAGUGCACUAUUGACAGAAAUCGGAGGAAGAGCUGCCAGGCUUGUCGUCUUAGGAAGUGUUACGAAGUGGGAAUGAUGAAAGGCGGUGUGCGCAAGGACCGCAUUCGCAUUUUACGGCGUGACAAACGGCGGACAGGCGUUGGUGAUGGAGACAAGGUUGUAAAGGGUCAGGAGCAUAAAACGGUGCAUUAUGAUGGAAGGAAACGCAGCAGCACAGGAGGAGGAGGAGGAGGAGGAGGAGGAAGACUGUCUGUGACCAGCAUACCUCCUGAGCAGGUGCUGCUCCUCCUUCAGGGCGCCGAGCCCCCGAUACUCUGCUCGCGUCAGAAGUUGAGCCGACCGUACACCGAGGUCACCAUGAUGACCCUGCUCACCAGCAUGGCAGACAAGGAGCUGGUCCACAUGAUCGCCUGGGCCAAGAAGCUCCCAGGUUUUCUGCAGCUGUCCCUGCACGAUCAGGUGCUGCUGCUGGAGAGCUCGUGGCUGGAGGUGCUCAUGAUCGGCCUCAUUUGGAGGUCCAUCCACUGUCCCGGGAAGCUCAUCUUUGCACAAGACCUCAUCCUGGACAGGAAUGAGGGAGACUGCGUGGAAGGCAUGACGGAGAUCUUCGACAUGCUGCUGGCCACUGCUUCCCGCUUCCGUGUGCUCAAACUCAAACCUGAGGAAUUCGUCUGCCUCAAAGCUAUUAUUUUACUCAACUCCGGUGCUUUUUCUUUCUGCACCGGCACCAUGGAGCCACUUCACAACAGCGCGGCGGUUCAGAGCAUGCUGGACACCAUCACAGACGCACUCAUUCAUUACAUCAGUCAGUCGGGUUACUUGGCCCAGGAGCAGGCGAGACGGCAGGCCCAGCUGCUCCUGCUGCUCUCCCACAUCAGGCACAUGAGCAACAAAGGCAUGGAGCACCUCUACAGCAUGAAGUGCAAGAACAAAGUCCCUCUUUAUGACCUCCUACUGGAGAUGCUCGAUGCCCACCGCCUGCACCACCCCGUCAGAGCACCCCAGUCCUUGUCCCAAGUCGACAGAGACCCUCCCUCCACCAGCAGCGGCGGGGGUGGAAUCGCUCCCGGUUCUAUAUCAGCAUCUCGAGGCAGAAUCGAGAGUCCGAGCAGAGGCCCCUUUGCUCCCAGUGUCCUUCAGUAUGGAGGGUCGCGUCCUGACUGCACCCCGGCCCUUCAAGACUGAGCACACAGUCCAAGGCCCUUUUUUUGUGGCUCAAGGGUUCAGGUUGGGACAAGGUGAUGCUUGAUUUAAUUUUAAGAAUUAUUUAUAAAUAAGAGUGGCGCUGAGAGGAGAAGCUCCCACAAUGAACUGCCUCUGCUUGGUCCAGCUUUUGUGCAGUCACUUUAAUCUGCUUAUAUUCAUCUCCUUUGUAAACCUGAGCGUCUCUUUAGCAGCUUUUUUUUGCUCUCCAAACAGCAUGUGGUAGAUUGUAAGGUUGCGUCCCAUGAGUUCUGGUGAUUUCAAGAAAAUGAGCAGCUAAUGUUUUCUGUAACCGUCUUGACCCAAGUGCACUUCCUCUUGGAUUAAAGGGGCUAAUGGGCAUUAUUUUGUCUCUUGUACAUAUGGGAUGGCUAAGAAUAAUGAGAGUAAUUGUCAGAUUUUGUGUAGAACUUACCCACAAAUGCAAUUUUAAAAUAAGAUUUAAAAACAAAAGAGGCAAGAUCAAACCUGAGAGCACUGAAGACACGCUGUAGAAAGCUGGGUAAAUUUGUUAUCCACGUCUAUCUCUGGAAAGGACUUUGUUCUCUGUGCCUGCAGCUCAUUUACUCUGAACUUGCUACUUGUUGAACAUUUGUGCACUUGUCCGUGUUUUUCUAGCACUGUAGCUUAUGAACGCUGAGAAAGAAUCUAAUGCUUUGAUGCACAGAUUUGCCUUGUAUUGUACAUCUCAGCCACAAACGUACUUUUCGUCCACAAGUUGACUGACUGCACCUUGAUUAAAUUGUCUAAAAGUUCAUUUAAAUGUUGAAUUCUGUGAAAAUUAAAAAGGCAAUUCCUGUUUCUAUUUCA
This is a messenger RNA of Oryzias latipes (Japanese medaka), 2795 nucleotides long. RefSeq names its product estrogen receptor 1 (gene esr1). NCBI's taxonomy places the organism in Eukaryota, Metazoa, Chordata, Actinopteri, Beloniformes, Adrianichthyidae. Gene Ontology annotation, biological process: regulation of DNA-templated transcription; steroid hormone receptor signaling pathway. Gene Ontology annotation, cellular component: nucleus. The record is from RefSeq and is a predicted model, not a curated record. Gene Ontology annotation, molecular function: sequence-specific DNA binding; zinc ion binding; nuclear estrogen receptor activity.